Colossoma macropomum (tambaqui) is the source of this 5463-nucleotide messenger RNA. It is a transcript of the gene itsn2a, whose product is annotated as intersectin 2a. Gene Ontology annotation, molecular function: protein binding; guanyl-nucleotide exchange factor activity; calcium ion binding. The record is from RefSeq and is a predicted model, not a curated record. The coding region runs from base 263 to 5266 and encodes 1667 amino acids. Lineage: Eukaryota; Metazoa; Chordata; Actinopteri; Characiformes; Serrasalmidae. Gene Ontology annotation, biological process: intracellular signal transduction; positive regulation of Rho protein signal transduction. The transcript is spliced from 39 exons.
GGUGAGUUAAAGGGGAUUGUGAAUGCAGGCUGUGAUAAGGCUUUUAUUCCAGAUCCAUAGCCGCUCUGGAGCUUUCCUAAAUCUGCUUUAGAAUGGAGUGUGAAACGACUCAGACGUGCCUGUUCCUGGCAGGGCUGCGCUCUCUGCUCACUGUUCAUGAAGUCCUUCUUCAGUGGGCUGCAGAUUUCACUUGGCUGACUAGGUUCAGAAUGAGUGUAAGCUAGCUGGCUGAACAGAAGACCCCCGAAUCCCACCUGCAGACAUGAAUGGUGGGUUUAAUAUUUGGGCUAUAACCCCUGAAGAGAGAGGGAAACAUGAUAAACAGUUUGACUCUCUCUCUCCCACGCUGGGAUACGUGUCAGGAGAUCAAGCGCGCAAGUUUUUCCUGCAGUCUGGCCUUCCUGCGUCAGUGCUUGCUGAGAUCUGGGCGUUGGCCGACAUGGGCAGGGACGGAAAGAUGGACAGAUUAGAGUUCUCCAUUGCCAUGAAGCUGAUUAAGCUGCAGCUGCAGGGUCAGCCGCUGCCCUCCUCUCUGCCCGUCAUCAUGAAGCAGACGCCCGCCCCUGCGAUGACCUCAUCAGCACGCUUCGGUAUGGGGUCAAUGCCUAACCUGUCGGUCAUGCCAUCGAUGCCAAUGCUCACGCCCAUGCCUCUCGGCUCCUCUGUGACCUCCAUGACCUCCGUGACCUCUAUGACCUCUUUGACCUCUAUGCCAGCUGUGCCCCCCAUGCUGCCCGGAGCACUGCCCAUGCCACUGAUCCCCGACCCCCUCAGCAUGCCAGCUUUACCCAACGGCACUGCUACACUUCUCACACCAACACCAGCUGUCCCUCUCUCUACAGGCCUGAGUAAAUCUCACUCACUCUUGGACCUGGCUUCCAGCAGCUCUAAUUCCUCCUCCACCACCUCCCUGGCGAGUAACUCCCCAAAGACCGGAGCGUCUGAUUGGGCGGUGCCUCAGUCGUCCCGCCUCAAAUACCGCCAGCAGUUCAACAGCCUGGACAAACUGAUGAGCGGAUACCUGUCAGGUCCUCAGGUCAGAAAUGCCCUAACUGCCUCUAACCUUACCCAGACUCAGCUGGCCACCAUAUGGACUUUAGCGGAUGUGGAUCGUGAUGGUCAGUUGCGAGCAGAAGAGUUUAUUCUGGCUAUGCAUCUGGUGGACAUGGCCAAAACUGGCCACCCCUUACCCCUCACCCUUCCUGCUGAUCUAGUGCCACCGUCUUUCAGAACAGGGAAGUCAUGUGACCUGCUGAAUGGCUCCGUUCCUGUUAUCAACACUGACCUCAUUGAACCAGAACUUCCACAGAAGAGCAAGAGUAACGUGUCUUUUGAGGAUAAACUGAAGGAGAAUUUCCAGAGGGGCAACUUGGAGCUAGAGAAACGACGGCUGGCUCUACAGGAGGAGCAGCGGAGGGAGGAGGAACGCAGGAGAGAGGAGGAGAGGAGAGAAGAGGAAAGGAGACGGCAGAAAGAGAGGGAGGAGCAGGAGCGGAGAGAGAGGGAGGCGCGGGAGCUGGCGCUGCGCAGGCAGAGAGAGGAGGAGCAGCGGAUGGAGAGGCAGAGAGAGAUGGAGAGACGGAGGGAAGAGGAGAGACUGAAAGAACUGGAGCGGCAAGAGGCAGCAGAGAGACAGAGACGGAUGGAGUGGGAGAGGGCGAAGCACGCAGAGCUUCAGGCUCAGAGAGAGAGAGAGAAGCGAGACAUCGAGAGACUCACAGCCAGGAAGAGGAGCCUGGAGCUGGAGCUGGAGGCUGUGGGCAACAAGCACAAGCAGAUUUCAGACUGCCUCCGCGAAGCCCAGAGCAAGAGGCGGGUUCAGAGGGCGGAGCUAGAGCUCAUCAAUCAGAAGCGGGACGGUCGCAUCGCCGACAUCAACUCUCUGCAGCUGCAGUUUGAGGAUGUUCAGAGGCAGCUGACUAAUCUGACUCCAGAGAGGCUGAAAAUAGCAGACAGACUGAGAGAACUCACACAGUCCAGCACUACACGCACGGGAGUGAGUGAUUUGAAGCAGAGCAUGUGUGAGAAGGAUCUGAGCUGUAGGAAGCUGAAGGAGCAGCUGGACGCUCUGGAGAGAGAGACGACAGCCAAGCUGUGUGAGAUGGAGUGCUACAACCGGGACAUGAAGGAGCUGAGGGAGAGGCAGCGACAGCAGCAGGCAGUGCUGGAGCAGCUGAGCCGAGUGAAAGCAGAGAAAGUGAAGGAGCUGCAGAGACGACGACAGGAGCAGGAGGAGAGGAGGAGGAGAGAGGAAGAGGAGGCCAGACAGGCUAAGCUGGAGCAGGAGCGACUGCAGAAGGAGGAGGCCGAGAGGAAAAUCGCCCAGGAGAGAGAGAGGAGACGUGCGGAGGAGAGAGAGAAGGAGGAGAGGAGGAGAGCGGAGGAGAGAGAGAAAGAGGAGAGGAGGAGAGUGGAGGAGAGAGAGAAGGAGGAGAGGAGGAGAGCGGAAGAGAGAGAGAGGAUAAGAGAGAGUGAAGGAGGGAAGAAGCCUGACAACAGUGUGAAUACAGAUCUUCACUCACAGCUCUCUGCACUGUUUAACAGCACAGCCAACGGACCCGGUGUGCUGCCUGUUUUAAACGCUCAGGGGAAGCUGAACACCUACAGAGCCCUGUACCCCUUCACUGCCCGCAACGCUGACGAACUCACACUGGAGGCAGACGGCCUCAUAGAGGUGGACGAGUCUACAGUCAGGGAGCCCGGCUGGCUGUAUGGAAGUUACGGAGGAAAGAGUGGCUGGUUUCCAGAGAGCUAUGCAGAGAAGAUUAAUAAAGACAAGACAGAUUCUACAGCAGUUCUCACACACACCACAGCACCCCCUGCUGACUACUCCAGGAUUCCCAGAGUGGAUAUAGAGGGUCCAACACCCACACACACUCCUGCAGCCACACACUCCCAGCAUGCACAGGCCAUAGCUCUCUGUGCAUGGACAGCGAACACUGAGAGUCACCUGGGGUUCUCUAAGGAUGAUGUCAUCAGGGUUCUGGAGCAGCAGGAGAACUGGUGGUAUGGAGAACUUGGGGAAAACAGAGGCUGGUUCCCCAAAACCCACGUCUCCAUGGUGACCACCAACAACUCCCAUACUGAACCAUUGUAUUCCACUGUUGAUGAACUGGACCUUCCUGACUCUGGUCUACUUGAAGAAUAUGUGGCCUUGUACACGUACGAGAGUCCAGAGUCAGGUGACCUGACAUUCCGGGCCGAGGACGUUAUCUUGGUAACGGAGAGAGAGGGGGAGUGGUGGAAAGGCUGCAUCGGCGACCAAUCGGGACUCUUUCCUUCCAACUACGUUAAACCCAAAGACUCAGACACUGCCAAAUCUGGUGCGUCCAGUAAAAAGCCAGAGAUCGCCCAGGUAACAGCAGCUUGCAUCGCAACAACAGCGGAGCAGCUGAGUCUGACCCCUGGUCAGCUGAUCCUGGUUCUUCAUAAAAACUCCUGUGGCUGGUGGCUAGGAGAACUUCAGGCUCGUGGAAAGAAGCGUCAAAAGGGAUGGUUCCACUCCUCAAACAUCAAACUGCUGGAGCCCAGCAGUGGCAAAACCACUCCUGCACCUCCGCCACUGUGUCAGGUCAUCGCCAUGUAUGACUACAAAGCAGCCAGCGAGGACGAGAUGAGCUUUUUGAAGGGUCAGCUGAUUAAUGUCCUCAACAAGGACGACUCUGAUUGGUGGAAAGGAGAGCUCAACGGGGUCACGGGGCUUUUUCCAACCAACUACGUGAAAAUGACCACAGAGUCCGAUCCCAGUCAGCAAUGGUGUGCGGACCUGCUUAGCUUGGACUCCAUGAGCUCAGAGGAGAGGAAGCGGCAGGGCUACAUCCACGAACUCAUUCACACAGAGCAGACCUACCUACAGGACCUGGAGCUGGUGCUGGAGGUGUUCUAUAAGCCGAUGGCUGAGUCAGGCCGGCUGACUGAGGCUGACAUGGCGGUGAUUUUUGUCAACUGGAGGGAACUGAUCAUGUGCAACACCAAGCUGCUCAAAGCUUUGCGUGUGCGUAAGAAGACAGCAGGUGAGAGGAUGCCGGUGCAGGUGAUUGGUGAUAUCCUCUCCUCUGAGCUUGCGCACAUGCAAGCCUACAUCCGCUUCUGCAGCUGCCAGCUCAACGCUGCUGCCCUGCUGCAGCAGAAAACUGACGCAUCGCCCGACUUCAAGCUCUUCUUAAAGAAAAUUGCCACUAAUUACCGCUGUAAAGGAAUGCCACUGUCCAGUUUCCUGCUGAAGCCCAUGCAGAGGAUCACGCGCUAUCCUCUGCUCAUCAGAAACAUUCUGGAGAAUACACCAGCAGGGCAUGUAGACCAGGCUAACCUGCGGGAGGCGCUGGAGAGAGCGGAGGAGCUGUGCUCUCAGGUGAAUGAGGGCGUGAGGGAGAAAGAGAACUCAGACAGGCUGGAGUGGAUCCAGAACCAUGUGCAGUGUGAAGGGGUCAUCGAGCACCUGGUCUUUAACUCUUUAACCAACUGCCUGGGCCCUCGCAAGCUACUGCACAGUGGCCGAGUGUGGAAGACCAAGAGCAGCAAGGAGCUGUGGGCCUUCCUCUUCAACGACUUCCUCCUACUCACCUACACCUCCAAGCAGUUCUCCUCCAGCUCUGAUAAGCUCUUCAGCCCCAAAUCUAACACCAUGUACAAGAUGUACAAAACGCCUGUGUUCUUGAAUGAAGUGCUGGUUAAAAUGCCGUCUGACCCCUCCAGCGAUGACCCGAUCUUUCACAUCUCACACAUCGACCGUGUAUACACGCUGAAAGCUGACAGCAUCAAUGAGAGGACCGCCUGGGUCCAGCGAAUCAAAGCAGCCUCAGAGCUUUUCAUAGAGACGGAGAAGCUGAAGAGAGAGAAGGCGUACCAAGCUCGCUCUCAGAAGACAAGCGGUAUUGGACGAUUGUUGGUAACAGUUCAGGAGGCUGUUGAGCUGAAACCCUGCAAGCCUAACGGUAAGAGUAACCCGUACUGUGAGCUGUCUAUGGGAGCGCAGUGUUACACCUCUCGGCCUCAGAACGACACGCUUAACCCCAAGUGGAACUUCAACUGCCAGUUCUUCAUUAAAGACCUGUACCAAGACGUCCUGUGCAUCACCAUCUUCGAGCGUGACCAAUUCUCUCCUGAUGACUUCCUGGGUCGUACGGAGGUUCCCGUGGCGACCAUAAAGAAGGACCAGGAGGGGAAAGGGCCGCUGACUCGGCGGCUGCUGCUCCACGAGGUUCCCACAGGAGAGGUCAGAGUUCGCCUCGACCUGCAGCUUUACGAGCAGAUGCCCCUCCUCUGACCACUAACCUUCUAUUCCUCAGGCCUGACACUUUGAUUUCACGCAGUUGAAACUCUUCUCAGACAGUCAUUUCUAGAAAUCCAUGAAUUACUGCGACCAAGCUUCAGAAUGAGUCCAGUUUCACUAGAGGGCGCCAAAGAUUAUAUGUUAGCAAAUCUGCCCGAGGCUUCUGAACAAGCUUUUCCAGACUGCUGAAU